GCAACCGGCGAAGGGACAGCUGAGGGUGCUCAGGGUGCCGGUGGCUGCUGGCACCCAGCGCAGCGUGGGGAGGGCAGGGUCCCCUUUGCUCCCCCUGGCCCGGCUCCAGGUCCCCGACACACAUGGUGAGCAGGUUGCCUUCUCAAAAGCGUCCCCAAAGGUCAUCGACUGUCCGGUAGCCCCGGCCGCGCUGCCGCGACCUCGCCAGUGCCGGCAGACUUUGGUCCUCGCUUGCCUCUGAACCAGGCACCAGCAGCCAUGGAGCCGGUGGGCACCGUCACCACCAUCCUCCUUAUCCUGGUGGUCAUGGCCCUCGUGGCCAGGUGGAAAAAGGAAUGGCGGAGCCAAAAUUACCCGCCGGGGCCGCUGGCGCUGCCGGUCAUCGGGAACCUGCUGCAGCUCAGGGCUGCCGACACCUGCAAGACCUUCCGCAAGCUGAGCAAGAAGUACGGCCCCAUCUUCACCCUGCACUUCGGCUCGGAGCGGGCGGUGGUGGUCUUCGGCUACGAGGUGGUGCGGGAGGUUUUGCUGAACCGCGGGGAUGAAUUCACCGACCGGGGUCGGUUCCCGUUGACGGAAAAAUACAGCAAGGAUCUCGGCAUCUUCAUGAGCAAUGGGGAGAUGUGGGUGCAGACCCGGCGCUUCACCCUCACCACGCUGCGGGAUUUUGGCAUGGGCAAGAGGAGCGUGGAGGAGUGGGUCCAGGAGGAGAUGGGGCUGCUGCUGCAGGAGCUGGCGCAGACCAAAGGGCAGCCCUUCAACCCUGCCAUGCUGCUGAGCGCAGCCGUGGGCAACACCAUCUGCCGCAUCCUCUUCGGCGAGCGCUUCGGCUAUGGCGAUGAAGAGUACCGCCGCAUCCUCCGGUGCCUUGCCGAAAAUUUCCGCUUGGAGAGCUCCAUUGCCGGGCAGCUCUACACCAUCCUGCCCAGCUUGAUGAACCACCUGCCCGGCCCCCACCAAACCUACUUCCAGAACAAUGCCUUCAUCGAGGAAUUUUUGGCCAGGAAAGUGGCGGAGCACGAGGCCACCCUGGAUUCGGAGGCACCCCAGGAUUUCGUGGAUGCUUUCUUCUGCAGGAUGGAGCAGGAGAAGGGGAACCCCGAGACGGCUUUCAGACGGGACAACAUGCACACGAUGGCAUUUGACAUGUUCGUGUCCGGGAUGGAGAGCACCAGCAUCACCCUCCGCUACUGCCUGAUGCUGCUGCUGGAGCACCCCGAGGUGGCAGGGAAGGUGCAGGAGGAGAUUGAGCGGGUGAUGGGGAGGGAGCGGACCCCCAGCCUGCAGGACCGGGGGGCGAUGCCCUACACCGAAGCCGUCCUUCAUGAGACGUUGCGGUUCCUCGACCUCGCCUUCAUCCGGAGGAGGAAGUGGGAUAUGCAGCCCAGUGGCUUCAUCAUCCCCAAGGGUUGCACCAUCUACCCCAUCCUGAGCUCGGCCCUGCAGGACCCCCGCCACUUCAAAAACCCUGAAGUCUUCGACCCCCAUCACUUUUUGGAUGAAAAGGGGGGGUUCAAGAAGAGCGAAGCCUUCUUGCCCUUCUCUGCAGGGAAGCGUAUGUGCCUGGGGGAGAGCCUGGCACGGGCGCAGCUCUUCCUCUUCCUCACCGCCAUCCUGCAGCGCUUCCAGCUCCGGCACCCCCCCGGCCGCCCCCACCUCGACCUGCGUCCCGAAGUCAGCGGCAUCAUGAACAUCCCCCGGCCCUUUGAGCUUUGCUUCUGCCCCUGCUGAUGUGCCAUCUCAGGGUUGGGGGAGGGCACAUCACACCCCAGGAUGGAGACACCCCCCCUCCUGAUACGUUUGCACCCCUGCAGCGUAACGGCUUGUCCCCCCUAUAAACAGCAUUUUCCCUCUGCAA
Aquila chrysaetos chrysaetos is the source of this 1858-nucleotide messenger RNA. Its product is annotated as cytochrome P450 2C19-like. The transcript has 8 exons. Lineage: Eukaryota; Metazoa; Chordata; Aves; Accipitriformes; Accipitridae. Gene Ontology annotation, biological process: xenobiotic metabolic process. Bases 259 to 1731 code for a protein of 490 amino acids. The record is from RefSeq and is a predicted model, not a curated record. Gene Ontology annotation, molecular function: oxidoreductase activity, acting on paired donors, with incorporation or reduction of molecular oxygen, reduced flavin or flavoprotein as one donor, and incorporation of one atom of oxygen; heme binding; iron ion binding. Gene Ontology annotation, cellular component: cytoplasm; intracellular membrane-bounded organelle.